This is a messenger RNA of Durio zibethinus, 1034 nucleotides long. Its product is annotated as calmodulin-binding protein 25-like. Gene Ontology annotation, biological process: response to osmotic stress. Gene Ontology annotation, cellular component: nucleus. Lineage: Eukaryota; Viridiplantae; Streptophyta; Magnoliopsida; Malvales; Malvaceae. The record is from RefSeq and is a predicted model, not a curated record. Gene Ontology annotation, molecular function: calmodulin binding.
UGUGAAUCUCCCCUUACCCUCCCCUUUCCCUCUCUGCUUUCUGUUUCCCCAUGUGGAAUCACUCUCUUUUUUGGUUUUAGCGAAAAUGGAUGAAAAUUCUACAGCCAUACCAAUCAUAACAACUGGAUGAUUCUUUUCUUGUGAAGUUUUCUUUUGCAUUUUUAGGUCCGCAUAAAGAAAAAAAAAUUUUUUUUUUGGAAAACAGAGAGAGUACCAAUACCUGAUGGCAUCACUGGAAAACCUGGCAAACAUCGAACCGUGGACGUUUCGUCCCAGCUUUGCUGAUUCCUUGAUCUCCGAAGCCUUUGCUCGCGAUACCGAAACUCUGACCAGAGCGCUCCAGAAGUCCAUCUCUAAUUCUUUUUCCAACUCCGAUUCCCUGUCCCCGCUCCUGAGCCUCAUCAACCCAAACACCUCAUCUACGGCUACGCCCAGUGCGUCAAACGUUCUAGGCUCUGACCCUGAAACCGCACAAAAACGUCAGCGGACCGCCAACCCCCCUCCCACUGGGAAAGUCUCCAAACGCAAGUCUCGCUCCUCCAAACGCUCUCAAACCACCUUUAUAACAGCGGAUCCGGCCAAUUUCAGGCACAUGGUGCAACAGGUGACCGGAGUCAGAUUUGGUAAUGCACAGAUGUCUCUGAAUCCGAUCUUGAAGCCAGAACCGCAGAGACCCGGAAGCCGGUUGUCCUGUGAUGCUGGGCCUGGAUACCUACCUACCCUGGACACCUCGGCGUUCCUAUUGGAUCAUCAGCAGCCAUCUUCGGGAGCAGUUGUUGGGUCCAGCUUUCUUCCGUUUCAGUCUUCUGUGGUGGCUGAGGUUGUAGCUUCAACUGGGGCUACCGUUGACUCUGACACUUUUCCCAGCUUUCCCACUCUAGAAUCCUGGAAAGUCUAGUUUUUCUUUUGUCUUUUUGUUUUUUUAAUUAUCAGUUGUAUCCUUUUUUGCCAGUACUUUUGUUAGUUCGGGAUAUGGGUGGAGCUGUUAAUAGUUUGGGGCCUUGGCUAGUAAAAUUUUUAUUUUCUUUUUUUUU